Messenger RNA from Oppia nitens, 1077 nucleotides. RefSeq names its product Kv channel-interacting protein 1-like. NCBI's taxonomy places the organism in Eukaryota, Metazoa, Arthropoda, Arachnida, Sarcoptiformes, Oppiidae. Gene Ontology annotation, molecular function: calcium ion binding. The coding region runs from base 171 to 959 and encodes 262 amino acids. The record is from RefSeq and is a predicted model, not a curated record. The transcript has 6 exons.
AUUAGACAAAAAUGAAUAAUAAGAAAUCAAUACUAAUAAGGGAUGGCCUUUGACUCUAAUCAUAGACACGGACUGACAAAAUAAUGUCACGAGAAAAGAGACUAAACACAAGACCCUGUGUUUGUAAAUUUGUUUUUAACAGUUAACCAACAAAACAGUUGAUUGUCAUAAUGUAUAGCGGAAUGACAUCAACACUGUCUUCGGGUCGCAAACUGCGGCACCGGUCAGACACUCAGUCCUGUCGACAAUCUGCAGGACAACACAGCAAACUAUUAACACAAAGUGUGAUUAAAACUAGAGAAAAAUCAGUGACACGUCGGGUAAUGGCCUACUUGAAGGAGGCCUGGAAUGGACCCAUAGAGGAGGACAGUGAUUUUGAGGACUUGGAUGGCCAACACACCCAUUUCCGACCCGAAGCAAUAGACACAUUAUGUCAAAUGACCAAGUUCAAUAAACGAGAGCUUCAAUUAAUGUAUAGAGGAUUUAAACAGGAGGCGCCCAGUGGUGUAGUCCGUGAGGAGACGUUUAAGUUAAUAUAUGCACAAUUCUUCCCGAAGGGUGCGGACACCACCCAAUACGCUCAUUACGUGUUCCAGACCUUCGAUCCCGACCACACCGGAGCCAUCACUUUCACCGAUUUUGUGAUAGGACUGUCAGUAUUAGCGAGAGGUACCAUAAAAGACAAACUUCGCUGGACUUUCAGUCUCUACGAUAUCAAUAACGACGGAAUGAUCACUAAAGACGAAUUGUCGCGAAUUGUUUCAUCCAUUUAUGAUUUGAUGGGAAAGUCAGUCGAGCCUAUGAUUGAAGAACAAACAUCCAAAGAUCACGUCGAAAGAGUAUUUCAAAAAUUAGAUAUCAAUAAUGAUGGAUUCGUAACAGUCGAUCAAUUUCUUGACUAUUGUCUUAAAGACGAGACGAUAACGCGUUCACUGGAGGUAUUCAAUACAAUGCUGUGAUUAAUUGGGAGUCAAAAAAACUAUAGACUAAAUAAAUGGAUCGCAAAUAACUUACUGCCGGUUCUGUGAUGCGAUCACAUCAUUAUCGUAGAGGAAAAUUGCUUUAUGUUUUAGAGAU